UCGAAGUUCACAAUAGAUGUGCAUCAUCAAGAACUAGCACAAAUCUGCUUUGUGUGAAAUGUCUGAUCCUCUCUCUCUGUUCGCUGGUGAUGAUUCGUCCUCGUCUGAAGAAGAGGAGGCGGCUCAAGAUAACUGUGAUGAAGACUCUGAAACACCAUCCUCAGUGGAUAAACUGCCAUCACCAUCCACACUGUUUUCUACUGUUGGCAAGCCAUCCUUUCUGAAUGACCCUGUGGGAAAAGAAAUUGAUUGGGACCACUUUGUUAAAAAUAAGUUAGACGAGGACAAGUACAGUGUUCACAUUACAGAGGAUGGUUCGUAUGCAGCCAUUCCACCACCCUCACAAGACUCUGACGAUCGAGUGUACAACAGUCUGUCAGCUGCAAUCGUGGGCACUUACAACAAAGGAGCAGUUGGACAGAUAGCAGGUGCUCCUGUUAAUUACAGCGGCAGCACUCGUGAGGUGGCCACAACCUCAACCGAGGACAAGGUUUGUACUGAGGAGACGAGAGGUGUCAAGCGGGGUGUAGCUGAUGAGCAAGCAAGUAAUAGUACCAAAAAAGCAAAGACUUUCAGACUUAAGGAAAAGAGAAAGAGAGAUUUGGGACAGUCUUCUCGUGGAAAGAAUUAUGUGGAGGAAGAAAAAAGACUGCUGAGACAACAGUUUGGAACUGAUUCAGUUAUGAGCUAGUUUCAUGUUUCUUGUAUUUCUUCAUGGCUAUGCAACCACUAAUUAAUUUCAUCUUUAUGCGCUAAAGUUUGUUGCACGUUGUACGUAGGCUCCUUUAUACAUAAAUUAAUUAUUUUGUUGUUAUAUACAUGUACUGUAAUUCCUUUAUACUUUCCCUUGAGUCUGUUCACUUUUUUCAACAUAA
Messenger RNA from Halichondria panicea, 875 nucleotides. RefSeq names its product UPF0690 protein C1orf52 homolog. Lineage: Eukaryota; Metazoa; Porifera; Demospongiae; Suberitida; Halichondriidae. The transcript has a single exon. The record is from RefSeq and is a predicted model, not a curated record. The coding region runs from base 59 to 691 and encodes 210 amino acids.